Suillus subalutaceus is the source of this 4741-nucleotide messenger RNA. RefSeq lists its product as uncharacterized. Lineage: Eukaryota; Fungi; Basidiomycota; Agaricomycetes; Boletales; Suillaceae. The record is from RefSeq and is a predicted model, not a curated record. Bases 1 to 4317 code for a protein of 1438 amino acids. The transcript is spliced from 9 exons. Gene Ontology annotation, molecular function: protein binding.
AUGUCAUUCUUCUCAAGGAAGAAGCAGCCUAGUGCAAGUCAGCUUGCUGCUUCAUCCGUAACAGUAGCUCAGACUCCAAGCCAAGCUCUUGCCCAGCUGGCUGCAAAGGACAAUACUCCUCAACUUCAACACCUACGCGAUAAUGAUUCUUCAAAUACCACGAAUGGCCCUGUAGCAGCCCUCGCUCAACGUCAACAAGCUCGCGGAACCAGCCCCAUCAUAACCCAACAACAGUCCCAGUCACAGCAGCAACCACCGCCCCAAACUUCCCAGCAGCCUCAACAACGGCCAGCUUACCCCUGGUCUGCACGGCGCUUACUCCUUCCGCCCCCGCUCGUAAUCCCAAAGCCUGGCGUCGCCGCGCCAAAUUCACCUUCACCUUCACCAUUCCCUCGCUAUGGCCAUGCACUUCCCGCGACAGCCACUGCUUCGGGAGACUUGUAUCUUUUUGGUGGUCUCGUUCGCGAAACCGCCCGCAAUGAUUUAUACCUUUUCUCUACUCGCGAUCUUUCCGCGACUCUCGUGCAGACAGGCGGAGAAAUACCCUCGCCACGAGUCGGUCAUGCUAGUGCAAUCGUUAGCAGCGUUCUCAUCAUAUGGGGAGGCGACACAAAAACAGAUCCCUCCUCUGAUCAGUCAGAAAAACAAGACGAUGGCUUGUAUCUUCUGAAUCUCGUUUCACGAGAGUGGACCCGGGUAGCUAUGCACGGUCCUGCACCUGCUGGACGCUAUGGUCAUGCUGUUACUAUGGUCGGCACCAAAUUUUUCGUCUUCGGAGGUCAGGUAGAUGGCGAGUUCCUGAAUGACCUCUGGUCAUUUGAUCUCAAUACUCUACGGACAACAACAGCUUGGGAGCUGUGUCAACCCGUCGGAGCCGCCCGUCCUGCCCAACGCACAGGACAUGCCUGUGUAACAUACCAGGAUCGUAUCAUCGUGUUCGGAGGAACAGAUGGCCAAUACCAUUACAAUGAUACGUGGUCGUAUGAUACUAAUACCAGGACAUGGUCGGAACUGCAAUGUAUUGGAUUUAUUCCCUCACCCCGGGAAGGCCACGCAGCCGCUGUAGUCGACGACGUCAUCUAUAUAUUUGGUGGCCGGGGUGUAGACGGCAAGGACCUUGGCGACUUGGCAGCUUUCAAAAUGUCAAACCAGCGGUGGUACAUGUUCCAAAAUAUGGGUCCAGCGCCUAGCGGCCGUUCGGGACAUGCUAUGGCGUCCAUGGGAACUAGAGUUUUUGUUCUUGGCGGAGAGUCUUUCACGCCAACCAAGGGCGACGACCAUGGAAUUAUUAAUGUUCUUGACACCAAGCACAUCAAAUACCCUGAUUCAAGCAAAGGACCCCCGGCCAACAAGAAUGAUCGAAAAUCAUCUGCAACACCUACGCCUCCGCCAGGACCACCCGCACCAGGAAGCACUGUGCCUAAUGGUAUCCGUGCCAUGUCCCCGACAGGUGCUCCUCAAGACGUAGACGACCUCCGCCGGGCUAUAUCUCCGCCAGGAACUCGGCCUGGAACUCGUACACCGAAUGGUGCCCCUGCGCAGUCAUCUCCCAACACCAAAGGUAAAGCACCGACGCGCCCUCGAAGAGAUGAUGGGGACAUGUUUGGAACAGAUGAUGGGAACGGGACAGACACCGGUGCUACCAUCGAGUCUAUCACUACAUCCCGAGAUCAUGCACCAUCUCCAGACCAGACCCGAGCACGGAGUCCCAACUCCUUCAGUGUUGUCACCCGCGCGAUGUCCCCCACAUCUCAGAGUGGAUCCGAUCCCUAUGGCAACGUACAGCCACCCAACGUGGCGAGCGUGACGAUGAGCAGUCUGGCUGCCCGAAGUCCAUCACCCGUUGUGGAUCGUAGCAGGCCACCUCUUGAUGCUUUCUAUCAGCCAUCAGGUGGUUCUCCCGGUGCGAACGAGAACGGAAACGGAAACGGGCAUGCCCAGGGGAAAUUCGGUUCAACGGGGAAUGUGACAGCUGAUCUGAUUCGGGAUUACAAGGUCAAAGAGAUGGAGGUCGAAACGUUGCGGAGGCGAGAGGCUUGGAUGAAGACAGCGCUUUUGAAGGCAUCCCGGUCGGGCUUUAUUCAACUUGGCGAAGAAGCAUUGGAAGUCGAGGAUAUUGACUUCCAAGAUGAUACCAGUGAGGAACAAAGGAAACUUGCUGACAUGGUCAUGAAUUUUAGACACUUCAAGACCCAGAUGCAGACCACCCUGGCCAAUCAGGCCCGCGAGGCUUCUGAGCGCAUUGCGGAUGCCGAGCGCGUGAAGUCCGCUGCGAUCCAGGAAGCUGCAUACUACCGUGCGAAGCUCACUGCCUACGAAGCAUCUACACCUGGCGAGGUCUCGCAAAUAGAGCGAGAGCGUAUUGCUGAGCUUGAACGUCAUCUUGCCACUCUCCUAGCGGAACAGACUGCACAGAAGAAGACAACAGAGGAGCUGAGCGACUCGCUCGCCUUGCAGACUACGCUUCUUGAGCAGGCUGAGGCACGGUCCUCCGACGCCAGCAACCGUGCUGAUGCCCUGGAGGAGACACACCAUCGUGUUGUUCGUGAACACUCUGAAAUUCGUGACCGUUGCGUGGAAGUCGAGGCCGCGCUUCGAGAUCACUCCGAUCGACUUAUUGGCCAGACUUCGGUGCUUGAGCAAAAGGACGCUGAGAUCUCCCAGGUCAAGAGACAGGUUGAAGAGUUGAGCCAACUCCGGGAUCAGCAUAUCCGCGCUCUCGAUCAAGCCCGUACGGCACUACAAGCCAUUUCCUCCCGCUCUGAAGAGGAUCAACGCGCUCGUGAUCAUAUCACUCAGCUAGAGGCAGACAUUGCAGAAUUACGCGGUGACCUAGAGACUCGCACAUCCGAAGUGGAACAAGCGAGGAUCAGACUUGCAGAGGUUGAGAACGCGUGGGCCAAGUCUCGUGAAGAAGCUGAUGCAAUCCGUGCACUCACCACUGGCAGUCUUGGCGAACUUCUCGAUUCGCAUCGUGACCUCAAGGCGGACGAAGAUCGAUUGACGAGAGGACAUGCGGAGAAAAUGGAGGCUAUGGAGGUGGAAGCUGCUUCUCUACGGAAGAUGCUGAAGGAGGUCACUCAGCAGCUGGAGGAAGUGCAAAGGGACCUCUCAGAGGAACGGCGCAGGGUACGGCAGACGGAAUCCGAGCAAACAUUCCUACGAUCACAAAUCGUGGGCCUCCGAGCGCAAUUAUCCAGCUCUGUUUUGGAGCAGGGUCGUCUGCGCAAAGAUCUUGCAGAAAAAGAUAAUGAUCUGCGGGGUGCGUUGAAGGAGACGGCUGAUACCAAUAUCCGCCUGGCAAUGCUCCGGAACUAUCUUUCAGAAAAUGGCAUCAUCCCAGAUUCGGAUGAACCUUCUUCAAAUUCGGGAAGCGCUUCGCGACUGGCAGACCUGGAGAAACAGUUGGAAGAACGCUCCUUGAUGUACGAGCGCUCAGAGCGGGAACUCAACGGAGCUCUUCGAAGGAAGCGCGAACUUGAGGCUCAGUUGAGUGCGAUGUCACAACAACAAGAUCGAUCGAGGUCUAUGCAGAGUCCUGUGAACCAAGGUGACUCAGAAGCUGACGCACGCGCUCUUGAAGCUGAACGGAAACUCGAGGAGACGGAACGAAGCUAUAAGGCGCGAAUGCGCCAGAUGGAAGAGGACUAUCAGCUUGCUGUGCAUUAUGUGAAGAUGAAAGAUGAGGUUACGAGGACGAAGACUGCCUAUGCUAGUCUGCAAGCGGAACUGGAUACUGUUCGAGGACGAUCCAGUACUGAACCGCGACGUGGUGUCAACGGUCGCAGCACUCCUUCAGACGACAAUCACGAGCACCUUCGCGGCCAGUUGAUUGAUGCACAGAAGCAAAGUCAGCGUUUAAUCAAUGACAACAAAGAUCUCCGUCAAAGAAUGGAGACACUGGAGAAAGAUCUCGACAUCAUGAAGGAUAACUUUGUCAUCUCUCAGCGAGAGUUUGACGAACGCCAGACUCGUGUGGAGGAGCUAGAGUUGGAGAUUGAGAGAAUGAAUGCUACUCUCGCUGUAUAUCGCGAAGGAAGUGGCGCCAGUUUACUGGAACAGCUCACCGUCGAAAACACCAACCUCAAAAGGGAAAACGAACAGCUUUCGCAUAAAAUUCACCUUCUCCUGGAAGUCGAUCAGCCUCUCAAACGACCAUCCAGCAUGACGAGCUCCGAGAAUUUCGAGCACCUGUCGAAUGAACUGGACGAUUGGCAGCGACAAAUGGCUAGCUCGUUUGGCGCCCGGCGACCGCUAAGUGAUUUCGAAUCUCCCUCUCAUUUAGUAGGACAUGAGCGAACCCGGUCGCGAUCGUAACACUUGUUUUUUGUGACAUGUUAUUUUUUUGCUUUGCACAUAUAGUUAUACCCUUAUUACCUUGAUUGCUGACCGCCGCUCAUGCUCACAUUCGUUUCGUUUCGUACUUCUACGUCCCUCCGUUGCUUCCUCGUUCGACGUCAAUUAUUCUCCAUAUAUAUUGUGACAUGCAUCAACAUUUGCGACAUCUCGAGUCCGACUCAUUGUGAAUCGGAUGCAGCUUUUUGUGUCCACUCGACUGCCUUCUGCUUGACAGCCGAUGCACCUUCCUCGUCACCAAUCUUACGCUCUAGUUCAAGCCACUUCUUGAAAAAUGACCUUUACGCGACAUUAACGCAUGCAAUUCCACUAAGUAGUAGGACACGUACUUCGCCUUAUGGCUAGUCAUUUUAAUGGCAAACACACGAUUGAAGAUGUUCCUGCG